GACACGCGCUACGGCACCUCCGGCGUCUCCACGCACGACAAGAGCACCAUGGCAGCCCUGCCCGCUUGCAUCCUCAAGGAUGUGUACCAGGAGGCACUGGGCUCUGCGGUCAUCGGCAUUGACGAGGGCCAGUUCUUCCCAGACAUCGUGGAGUUCUGUGAGACCAUGGCCAAUUCUGGGAAAACCGUCAUCGUUGCUGCUCUUGAUGGGACUUUCCAGAGAAAGGCCUUCGGGAACAUCCUGAACCUGGUGCCGCUGGCAGAGAGCGUGGUGAAGCUGAACGCCGUGUGCAUGGAGUGCUACCGGGAAGCCUCCUACACGAAGAGGCUGGGAGCAGAGAGGGAGGUUGAAGUGAUCGGAGGAGCAGACAAGUACCACUCCGUCUGCCGAGCCUGCUACUUCCGCAAGCGGCCUCAGCAGUCUGGGCUGGAAAACAAGGAGAACGUGCCCAUGGGGGUGAGGCAGCUGGACGUGGCCGCCUCCCGGAAGAUCUUUGCUUCUUGACUGCCGAGCUCCCGCAUGG
Messenger RNA from Leptosomus discolor (cuckoo roller), 523 nucleotides. Lineage: Eukaryota; Metazoa; Chordata; Aves; Leptosomiformes; Leptosomidae. The record is from RefSeq and is a predicted model, not a curated record.